Messenger RNA from Cantharellus anzutake, 519 nucleotides. RefSeq lists its product as uncharacterized. The transcript is spliced from 2 exons. NCBI's taxonomy places the organism in Eukaryota, Fungi, Basidiomycota, Agaricomycetes, Cantharellales, Hydnaceae. The coding region runs from base 1 to 519 and encodes 172 amino acids. The record is from RefSeq and is a predicted model, not a curated record.
AUGACCAUCACCAACUUGGGUGGGGGGCCAUACGGCGAUGUUUUCGACAUUGAUUACAUGACCUGGGGGACAACUAUCAAAGAUGGCUCGAUGCAGCUAAUUGUCGACGACUGGACGUGGUUCAAUUCAAGUCCUACCUCCCUAACCCAUCGUCCUGGACUAUUGGCGAAAAAGACGGCGAGGCGUACAACAAUACGCUGUCAUCGACCCGAAAUCAUGGGGCUAGUGUAUCCCUCGUUCUGUCAACUGCCGACGCAGUCGCCGUAUAUGGACAACUUGGCCCUGGUCAUGGACCUUACACAUCCAAAUGGGACAGCAAUUGCUUUGUUCCAACCCACAUCAUCUAGGGACCCCUCUGUCUUUACGGACUCUUCACCCAAUGCCAUGAAGAUAGGAGCUAUCGCAGGUGGCAUUGUCGGGGGUGUGCUUGUCGUUUCGGCUGCUCUCCCUGUAGUGGUGCUCUACUACCGACACAGGCACGUUCUUUCCACCGAUUUGCAGCUCUUUGUCUUCUGGUGA